UCGCUCCGAGAAAAGGAGCGCAGUUAAUCACCUCGAGACGAACGGCAGAACGACGAGAUGGCGGAGUGAGUGGGUUGCGCUUUGGAAAGAAAGUGGCAGCUCGUUAUAUUUCUUUAAUAUUGCAACAGAAAAGGAUACUUCGUUUAUGUAUGCUUAAAUCAUCGGAAUAUAACCUUCAUCCGAGGAUAAAAUCGCCCCUCUGUUUGAGGUGGUUUAGAGAACGCGUCGAAAACUGUCCUUCCUCUCUGCUAGAGGCUAGCUGGCUUAGCGAGUUUAUGGCGUGCUAGUAGCUAACGCGAUUGGAAAAUUGGAAGUUAAUCGAUUGGAUUUAAGGUUAAUAACCGCGUCGUCGAAACACACUUUGAGGCAGAAUUUACUUGUUUGUCUCCAGAUGAGCCUAAAUAUCAGAAUUUCAUGAUUGUAAGUAAUAGUAACUUAGAUUCCAGAUAGAUAGCAACUGUUCGUUAGCUAGCUAGUUAGCGUUGUUUCAGGCGAACUGAAUCGAACAAUAGACAGAUAGCUGUAUGUCCCUAAACUAAUCGCUUUCUAGUAAUAAGCAGAUUAAAGGGACACUUUUUUUUAUUAGAAGACGCCGUUGUUUUACUUCGAUUGAGUGUUUCUAGGAGCUCGAAAGACAUGGCUAGUAGCAGUGGUUCUAAGGCCGAAUUUAUAGUCGGUGGGAAAUACAAGCUUGUCCGAAAAAUUGGAUCUGGAUCAUUUGGUGACAUUUACUUGGCAAUCAACAUCACAAACGGAGAGGAGGUCGCAGUAAAACUGGAGUCGCAGAAAGCCAGACACCCACAGCUCUUGUAUGAAAGCAAGCUGUAUAAAAUUCUUCAGGGGGGAGUUGGAAUUCCACACAUCAGGUGGUAUGGCCAAGAAAAGGACUAUAAUGUUCUAGUGAUGGAUCUCCUGGGUCCCAGUCUGGAGGAUCUCUUUAACUUUUGCUCCCGCAGAUUCACAAUGAAAACAGUUCUUAUGCUUGCAGAUCAGAUGAUCAGCAGAAUUGAGUAUGUGCACACAAAAAAUUUCAUCCACAGAGAUAUCAAGCCAGACAACUUUUUAAUGGGUAUCGGUCGUCACUGUAAUAAGUGUUUAGAAUCUCCAGUGGGGAAGAGGAAAAGAAGCUUGGCUGUUAGUUCUUCUCAGGACCCAUCUUUCUCAGGAUUAAACCAGUUGUUCCUUAUUGACUUUGGCUUGGCCAAAAAGUACCGAGACAACAGGACACGACAGCACAUUCCUUACAGAGAAGACAAAAACCUCACAGGCACUGCUCGCUAUGCCAGCAUCAAUGCACACCUGGGCAUUGAGCAGAGUCGCCGGGAUGACAUGGAAUCACUAGGCUACGUGCUGAUGUACUUCAACAGAACCAGCCUGCCCUGGCAAGGAUUGAAGGCUGCCACAAAGAAACAGAAGUACGAGAAGAUUAGCGAGAAGAAAAUGUCAACUCCUGUCGAAGUGUUGUGUAAGGGUUUUCCGGCAGAGUUUGCCAUGUACCUGAAUUACUGUCGUGGGCUGCGUUUUGAGGAAGCACCUGACUACAUGUACCUGCGUCAGCUGUUCCGAAUUCUCUUCAGGACUCUGAACCACCAGUAUGACUACACAUUUGACUGGACCAUGCUGAAGCAGAAAGCAGCACAACAGGCGGCUUCCUCAGGGGGACAGGGGCAACAGGCACAAACCCCCACAGGCAAGCAAACUGACAAACCCAAGAGUAACAUGAAAGGUUUCUAAGCAUUAAGGUGAUUUAAUGAAGCAGAGCAGAAGAGUGGUCGUAGCAGGAUUUGCCUUCCAACCAUACCUUGGCAUUUCGGAUUAAUUUCACCAAAACCUGCCAGGCACUGUGGGGCAACCCUUAUCCUGUUAAGAACUUUUGUUUCAUAAACUACAUAUGUAAUCGGCAUAUAUAGAUAACAUGCUCUGCAUAUAUCUAUAUAUUGGUAUGUAUAUACUAUAUCCAUAAAGAGAGCAAGCUUGGUAUGGAAUUUGAAGCUGUAGCCUUUUCUAUCCUGUCCCUGAAGACUUUUUCCCCUUUUCUUUUUCUUCAAAAUGUAUGACUAGAAAAUGAUUGAUUCUCUGAGGAUAUAAUUGUGCACAUGCCAAUAUUUUCCUGGAGUUUUCUCAUUCAGGUCAAUGGCUUGGGUUCCCACUUCAUUCUUGUAUUGUCACUGGCUGUCAAAUUCAAAUUCUUCAGAUGGGAAACAUUUUUCUCCUUUUUUUUUUUCCCCCUUUGUUAAGCAAAGUUGAGAUGUAUGAGUAAAUCUGUUUUUGUUAUAAAGAAAUCCUAUUACUAAGCAGACAUUGUUCUUUUUCCUCUUAAAAGGUAAUUAAGGUUCUGCCUGCUGAUCUGUGCUAGAAGAGCUUCUAAUGUGAAGAUAAAAAAAUUCUAGUGACUACUAGAUUCCUCUUUAGAACGCUGCAUUAACUGUUAUUGUACUUGAUAUUCUGAAUUCAAAAAAUUAAUAAAAGAAUGAAAAUCCACAAAAGCAUAUUCAUUAUAAAUUAGGCAUCACUCCAGCAAACCUGUAAAUGCUUAGAUGAAAAAGUAUGUGUAAAUUAUCUGGGUUUUUUAUUCUGAAAAAUUGUUAAUUGACAAACUAUUCAUUAACUAUGAUGGCCAUGGAUGUGUGUGGUGGGUUUUUUUUAUUUUUUUAUUUUUAUUUUUAUUUUUUUUUUUUUUUUUGGUGGAGGUGGGGGGGGUGGUGUCGGGUUACUCCACCUUUCCUAUAAUGAUUUUGCGUUUUUAAUGAUGGAAAAGCAGUCUUUCGGUUUUAGUUGUCACUUCCUAAAUUCUAUAUAGGAUUACUUACUUUGGGGUAAAGUAGUGGGUUUUUUGGGGGGGGUGUGUGGGUCCCCCCCCCCCACUUUAUAUAUAAAGUCCUUAGUACUUUGUCCUUUUAUUAUUGGGGGUGUAUUGUUAAUUUUGUUUUAGAUAUAAUUUCAGGUCUUGUAAGGAAAUGCAUUGAAUUUCUGUUUUUAGCCACAAGGCAUAAGUAACUUGGAUGUGGGGUUUUUUUUUUCCCCUUUCUUUUUUCCUUCCACUUUUUUUUUGGUGUGUGGAGGAUGGUUUUACUCCUCCCUCCCACUAAGCCCCCCACCCCACCCAGUUCCUAUUCUCUGACCCAGCUUACACUAUUUACUGCUGGAUGUUCUAUAAAGUGUAACUUAUUCCCUUUUAGCAUGUUGAAAUAAAUUAAAAAUGACUUCUGAGAACUGCUGGCCCAGUCUGUAAUUUAAAGGGAAUGUGCAGAACUGCUAAUUGUACUUAAUGUCCCUUUCCAUUUUGUUCUGCUACUGAAGGAGUGAAGAUCCUUCAAAUUGUGCUUAAAGAGGGCGCAAUCUUUUAAUGGAAAACUCAACCUGUAGUGUGUGAAGUAUUAAUACUAGAGACAUGAGGGACCUAGAAGUGGACUGAAUGCAUUGCUGUAACUUACAGAAGCAGCUCCUGUAAAGUGAAUGUGAGAGUAGAAUCGGAGUAGUUACAUAUGCGUUUACAUUUCUGCCUAUUAAAAUGGAUUCAAAUGGCAAA
Pygocentrus nattereri (red-bellied piranha) is the source of this 3529-nucleotide messenger RNA. RefSeq names its product casein kinase 1, alpha 1 (gene csnk1a1). The record is from RefSeq and is a predicted model, not a curated record. Gene Ontology annotation, molecular function: ATP binding; protein serine/threonine kinase activity. Gene Ontology annotation, biological process: peptidyl-serine phosphorylation; signal transduction; negative regulation of canonical Wnt signaling pathway. NCBI's taxonomy places the organism in Eukaryota, Metazoa, Chordata, Actinopteri, Characiformes, Serrasalmidae. Gene Ontology annotation, cellular component: cytoplasm; nucleus. The coding region runs from base 637 to 1734 and encodes 365 amino acids. The transcript is spliced from 11 exons.